AAUUUAAUAUAAAGAAACGCUUCUAUAAAUAUUUCAAAAGUGAAAGCAUUAAUAGCAUGGUUAUACAUACUGUUUCGCAUUGGCAAAAGUGUUGAAUUUUCUUUUCGUUGUCGUAGUGAGAAAAUAUUACAAAUCUGCACAACAUAAGAAAAGUUUAAAGGAAAAGAAAGAUAAACGAUAAAGUAAAGUGACGGCAGCGACGACUAUCAACAGCACAAGCAAAUCAAAAAGAAUAUUGUGCAAAAUAACGAGCUGCAAGGCCCAGUAUAACUCAACGAGUAACGAGUUGCCACCGUAGAAUCAAGUGCCAAUGUGUGGUGCGACCUUCUGGCCUCGGGCUAUCUUAAGCCAAAUAUUGAAAUUAAAAAAUUGUGCUUAAAGUAUAAAAUCUAGUUUAUUAACAAUAGCAAAAAUAAUAUUUGGUUGAGUUGGGUGAUCUAAACGCUGUCGGAGGCAGCAUUGCAACAACGCGCCUCUAGAUUUAGUGUAGGAUUGCAGUGUACUGCAACUACACAAAUAUAUAUCAAAAAGACGAAUUUUGUAAGAAAAAGGAGAAAAGAGAACGUUGUAACAGAUUUUCACUUGGUUGAUGUGCGACAGUAAAUGUAUCAGCGGAAAUGAUUUGUAAAAAGGACGUUAUCCAAUGGUUUAAAGAACUCGAGAGUUAUAAAAGGAUCGACACGAUGUGCACUUUGCUUAACAUGUGUUUACCGUUUGAGUUACGGUUCUUAGGGACAUGCCUAGAAGAGUUGGGCCGGCGCGAUUCGCAAGAGUUGCGUGGCAUGGAAUUAAGAGUGAAUAAUCCGCAAGAUUUGGCAUCUGAUAUGGUUGCAUGUCAGAAAGGCGAACCAACUGAUAAGAAAAUAAGGCGAAAAAUGGCGCUUUAUUUAGCAUUAAUACGAGCUUGCAAUCGUACCUGUGUGACGGAGAUAUUUCGAACGUUGGAUGGUUGGGGUGACAGAGACUUUCUUAAUAUGAAUGACUCAGAUACUUUACAGGAACUUUUAUUGGUUUACACUAUGGCAGCAAAUCAUCCGGUGUUUUCAUUUGAUCAGCAAUGCAAAUGCACUCAAAUUUUUGAGAAAAUUAAAGAAAACAAGUUGGUGGCGGAUUUUCAAUCUCCGCUUCCUCAACAGCCGAGUAUUGACCCAACGCUAGUUCAUACUCAACAUCAGCAGGAACCACGUCAACAUUUGCCUCCGUCCCACCAGGAAAUUCCACAGCAGUUACUUCAUGCAAUGCAUAUCCCUGGACAACCGCAUCCACAAAUAUUAACACCCGUCAACAUCAUGCCAAUGACAUUUCCACAAGGUCUUCAUAAGAUCAUUCAAGCAGAUGGAACAAUGCAACACCCUGUUCCUGUUGAUCCUCAUAUGAUUCCAUUAAAUGUCAUUCCAACUGAGUCGAAUCCAAUUUUUCAGCCAACAUGGCAACGGAUGUAUCCCCAAACGGUUGAGCAUCCACCGCAGUCGGCAUCGCCGAUGCUAAGCCAACAAUCGUCUCCAUCAAGUAGUCGAACCACAAGUCCAAAUCGGAAUGCAAGUAGCAAUAUGAUGCUACCUGGUAUGCAGUUGCAAUCACGAAAUAUGCCACAAAGAAUGAGUGCCUCAUUGAAAAAUGUUAGGCGUCCAUCAGCUGAAACUACACCACCACCAAUGGGACAACAGCAGCAUCAACAACUGAUACACGACAUUAAUAUGACAACCAACAUAAAGAAUAUAGAUGAUGGUGUAGCAAGCAACGAAGGCACCGGUAAUCCUCUACAGGCGUUGAUUCGCAAUGGUUAUCCACGCCGGCAUAAGUCAGGCAAUUAUACACCGCUUAUUCAUCAGCAGCAACAACAAUUAGCGGUGAAUCCACAUUUCCAACCGGUAACAAAUUUCGCUGCUCUAGCUUAUUCAAUGCAGAAUAUGUCAAUGUCUGAUGGCGCUGGUACUGGUUUAGAUACCACAUUAGUACCGGGAUCGUUAAACGCGAAUAAAAGUGGUGGCAGUGAUACAGGUAGUUCCAAUGGUUCGUGUGGUGACGCUUCACCGCCAGAAACACCAACGCUUUCAGGUACUACAAAUGUACCUGGCUUACGACUUGGUAGUGAAAAUCAACUGCAAAAACAUCAACAGUUGGGCUAUAAUAAACAGACGGGGAAUACAAGGCUUAACGGACGCUCAGAUAAAAUGAUUUCAGCGAAUGUUGUUGUAAAUUCCGUUAGCACGGCUGCAAGUGGUAUGUAUACAACACCAAUGAUGAAUACACAUCCGGCGCUAACGCAACAGUCACAACCAAUGUAUGGUGCUGAAAUUAUUUUAGCAUCCGGUGGUAAUGCUGGUGGCAUUGGUUUGAUGCAAACAUCGCUGGCCAAUAACAAUAAUAGCGGCGGCAUUGGCAAUAAUAUUGCAGUUGUUAAUACGACUUCAAAUAUCGGCACCAGUAAUAAUAAUCUAGCCACUAAUCCCGUUUUAAUGAGUUCCCCAUCGCCGGGUGUCGCUGGUGGUGGUGGUAGCAUUAUAACAAAUAUGACACCGAAUCCGCUUAUCCUGCCCACGCCACAUCAACAGCAAUAUAACGCCACCUACCCAUAUCAUGCAGCGCCUACUGCCCAACAUCAGCGUUUGAUGAGUCAUACCGGUGGUCCAGCACCGCCACAAUUACGACUUAUGCCGAACGAACACAUUUAUUCAUAUUAUCAAAUACCAGGCGCGGCACCGCCCGGCGCGCCUCCCCUCGCAUUACGUCCGACUAAUGCGUUGCCACCCCCACCUAAUACGAAUGUGACAUCGGGUGUUACAGGUGUGCUGCAGGUGCAGCAACAACAGCCCACUGCGCAGGCGCUUCAAACUAAUCCAACUAUUGUCGCCAGUCCAACGAUAUUGACUGGUGGUACGCCGUACAGCACGCAGGCAGCGCAAAUUGUCAGUAAUAAACAUUUAUCGUGUUACAAUUGUGGUUCGCAAAGUCAUAGUGGGCCCGAUUGUCAAGAAGCGUCCAUGGAGGACGUUACCCGCAGCGCUAUAUAUAAAUUAGACUAUUCCGGCUCGUCGAGUGCGUCACCAACUGUGUCGUCGGGUGCGAAUAGUGUGACCGUUGGUAGUGCGGGCACUGGCGGUAUUGGCGGUGCUGCUGCUGGUGGAGGUGGAGGUGGAGGUGGUGCUGGUAGUGGCGGUAGCACUGGUGGUGGUGUGGCUAUAACAGACUCUUUGCAAAUACAACAUCACCCGCAACAACAACAACAACAACACCAUCAAAAACAACACACAGUGGAAGUAACUGGUGCAACAUUGGUCGGUACACAGUCGAGUGCGACCACACUACAUUCGUCCACGCCCGUCGCCAGUGCAGUGAACACAAAGUGAAGUUAUGUUUGGCAAAUUUUUGAGUGCGGUGUUUGAAAACUGAAAAAAAAACAUAUACACUCAUCAUCAGCAUGUCUAUAACUCGUAUGUGUUAUUCAAACUUAACUAUUAUCACUCCCGAAAAGUUGAUAAAAAAGUCAUGGCGGGUUGGGAAGACAAACUGAAAAUAUAGUGUAAUGAUAGUUGAGGCUUGCCAGCUCUUUGCUGUGCUUGCAGUAUAGAGAUUUAUACAGUUAUGAUUAGCGGAAAUCAAAUUUCACGCUUCUCCUAGCGCAUAAGAUUUAAAAUUAGUGAAACUUUUUAAUAACAAAUGAUUAAUACAUAUAUACAUAUUUCAAUGUUGAAUAAGACUUAAUUAAUUAAUUAGCGCGUGUAACAUCUGAAAUCGAGUUAAAGAGGUAUAACAAAUGCAAAGGGUUUGCUAAACUUAUUAUACGGAUA
Bactrocera tryoni is the source of this 3791-nucleotide messenger RNA. RefSeq lists its product as uncharacterized. Lineage: Eukaryota; Metazoa; Arthropoda; Insecta; Diptera; Tephritidae. The record is from RefSeq and is a predicted model, not a curated record. Gene Ontology annotation, molecular function: nucleic acid binding; zinc ion binding. The coding region runs from base 618 to 3350 and encodes 910 amino acids. The transcript is spliced from 4 exons.